UAGCUCUUUUUCUCCAGUUCCUCACUCAGUUUGCAUUUUUUUUCAAUUGUUUUUUCUGCUCUUAACUGCAAUUUUAUACUGUCUCUACUUGGAACUGUCUUUUCUCUGCAGAAGGUCUGUGUUCAGGUAUAAGUAAUUAAAAUGGGUGAAGUUAAGGAUAACGACGCUUACGAGGAGGAGCUUCUCGACUAUGAGGAGGAAGACGAAAAAGCACCUGAUUCCGUCACUGCUAAAGCCGCUGAUACAGCGAAAAAGGGUUACGUCGGGAUUCACAGUUCAGGUUUCAGAGACUUCUUGUUAAAGCCAGAGCUUCUACGGGCCAUUAUAGAUUCUGGAUUUGAACAUCCUUCUGAAGUACAACAUGAAUGCAUCCCUCAAGCUAUUCUGGGAAUGGAUGUUAUCUGCCAAGCUAAAUCUGGAAUGGGAAAGACUGCUGUUUUUGUUCUUUCCACUCUGCAACAGAUUGAGCCUGUUGCUGGUCAAGUUGCUGCGCUUGUGCUGUGCCAUACAAGAGAAUUGGCAUAUCAGAUAUGCCAUGAGUUUGAGAGGUUCAGUACUUAUUUGCCCGAUAUAAAAGUUGCUGUCUUCUAUGGUGGUGUCAACAUCAAGGUGCACAAGGAAUUACUAAAAAAUGAAUGCCCACAUAUUGUUGUUGGAACUCCUGGAAGAAUAUUGGCCCUGGCGAGAGAUAAAGAUCUUGGAUUGAAGAAUGUGAGGCAUUUUAUACUAGAUGAGUGUGACAAGAUGCUUGAAUCGCUUGACAUGAGGAGAGAUGUGCAGGAGAUUUUUAAGAUGACUCCUCAUGACAAGCAAGUUAUGAUGUUUUCAGCUACACUCAGCAAGGAAAUACGCCCUGUUUGCAAGAAAUUUAUGCAAGAUCCUAUGGAAAUUUAUGUAGAUGAUGAGGCCAAGUUGACUCUUCACGGCCUUGUACAGCACUACAUUAAAUUGACUGAAAUGGAGAAAAAUAGAAAGUUGAAUGACCUGCUUGAUGCUCUGGAUUUCAACCAAGUUGUCAUCUUUGUCAAGAGUGUGAGCAGAGCUGCUGAACUGAAUAAGUUGUUGGUGGAGUGCAACUUCCCUUCCAUAUGCAUUCACUCUGGAAUGACUCAGGAAGACAGGUUGAUGAAGUAUAAGAGUUUUAAGGAGGGUCACAAGCGAAUACUUGUGGCCACUGAUUUGGUUGGAAGAGGCAUUGAUAUUGAACGUGUUAACAUUGUUAUCAACUAUGACAUGCCAGAUUCUGCUGAUUCAUAUUUGCACAGGGUGGGGAGGGCUGGUAGGUUUGGCACCAAGGGCCUUGCAAUUACAUUUGUCUCAUCUGCAUCAGACUCCGAUGUUCUGAAUCAAGUUCAAGCAAGGUUUGAGGUAGAUAUAAAGGAGCUCCCUGAACAGAUUGAUACUUCCACAUACAUGCCAUCAUGAUCGUCAUGUUAUGGCGCAUGCCACUGGGAGCUCGAUGGACGGGACAAGUUCCAAGUGGAUUUUGAUGCUUUAUCUUGUACUAUGUAGGUUAUUAAUGCAGGAGUAAUUAAGUAUGUCUUGAUUGGAUAAUUUUGAUGAUUUAGAUAUUAUGUCCUAGCUAAAACCUAUUUAAUUUUCAGCAAGUACUUGGUACAUUUUUGGGGUGGUUAGUCGUUAUUUGUUUUUUU
This is a messenger RNA of Mercurialis annua (annual mercury), 1652 nucleotides long. RefSeq names its product DEAD-box ATP-dependent RNA helicase 15-like. Gene Ontology annotation, molecular function: RNA binding; ATP binding; RNA helicase activity. The transcript has 12 exons. Lineage: Eukaryota; Viridiplantae; Streptophyta; Magnoliopsida; Malpighiales; Euphorbiaceae. Bases 142 to 1425 code for a protein of 427 amino acids. The record is from RefSeq and is a predicted model, not a curated record.